Messenger RNA from Oryza brachyantha (malo sina), 1101 nucleotides. RefSeq names its product thiol protease SEN102-like. Gene Ontology annotation, cellular component: lysosome. The coding region runs from base 1 to 1101 and encodes 366 amino acids. The transcript has a single exon. Gene Ontology annotation, molecular function: cysteine-type endopeptidase activity. The record is from RefSeq and is a predicted model, not a curated record. Lineage: Eukaryota; Viridiplantae; Streptophyta; Magnoliopsida; Poales; Poaceae.
AUGGCGGAGACGAAGAAGGUGCUCCUGCUGGCGGCCGUGGUGGUCGGCAUGGCCAUUGCGGCGGCGCAGGGCAGCCCCAUCGCCUUCACGGAGAAGGACCUGGCGUCGGAGGCGAGCAUGUGGAAGCUGUACGAGAAGUGGCGCGGCGUGCACACGGUGUCGGCCGACCUCGCCGAGAAGAAGGCCAAGUUCGAGGUGUUCAAGAAGAACGCCAGGUACGUCCACGACUUCAACAGCCAGAAGGGCAAGCCCUACAAGCUCGGCCUCAACAGGUUCGCCGACAUGACGCUCGAGGAGUUCAAGAAGAAGCACACCGGCGCCGUCGUCAAGCCCGACGCCGCCAAGAAGCCGGCCGCCAGGAUCGCCAUGCCCAGGGUCUCCGACGCCGACCUGCCGGCCGCGUACGACUGGAGGGACUACGGAGCCGUGGCCGCCAUAAAGGACCAGGGCCAGUGCGGGAGCUGCUGGGACUUCGCCGGCACGGCGGCCGUGGAGAGCAUCAACGCCAUCGUGACGGGGAACCUGCUGACGCUGUCCGAGCAGCAGGUGCUCGACUGCUCCGGCGCCGGCGACUGCGAGAGCGGCGGGACGACGCCCGGCGUGUUCGAGUACGCCAUGGAGAACGGCAUCACCCUGCAGUGCAACUACCCACCCUACGAGGCCAUGGACGACCAGUGCAGGCUGGACCCGAGCAUGACCCCGCUGGUGAAGAUCGACGGGUACGCCGCGGUGCCGGCGAACAACGAGAAGGCGCUGAAGCGGCAGGUGUACGUGCAGCCGGUGACGGUGUACAUCGAGGCGAGCUACGACUUCCAGCUGUACACGGAGGGCGUGUUCACCGGCGACGACUGCGGGACGUACCUGGACCACGCGGUGGUGGUGGUGGGCUACGGCGUGACGCAGAGCGGCGUGCGCUACUGGAUCGUGAGGAACUCGUGGGGCGAGGGCUGGGGGGAGGGCGGCUACAUCCGCAUGAUCCGCGACGUCGACGCCAAGGAGGGCGUCUGCGGCAUCGCCAUGUACCCCUACUACCCCAUCAAGAACUGCCCCUGCGCCGCCGUCACCGGCGCCGGCAAACGCGCCGCCAAGGAUGAGCUCUGA